AUGCUUCCUCACUUGCUUAUCCUGCUCCUUCUACCAAUCGUGGUGACUCCAGCGGCUGUGAUUGUAUGGUACCCCGUUUUGGCGGCCGGGGGUCUGAACCCUGCCACACAGCUGGCGGAGAUGCAAUCGCUUUGGAAUGGAGCCUGCACAGCCCUUUCAGGGGCAGGCGAGCUGAAGAACGAUGGCUCAGGCUACUUCGUAUGCCGUUGCACAGGACCUCCUGGGGACGACCGUGCCAUUAGUGCCAAGGCACAGCUCGAUUACAACGGUCACAAAGGCUGGAAGCUCGGAAACCCCUGA
Messenger RNA from Ceraceosorus guamensis, 300 nucleotides. RefSeq lists its product as hypothetical. Bases 1 to 300 code for a protein of 99 amino acids. The transcript is spliced from 3 exons. NCBI's taxonomy places the organism in Eukaryota, Fungi, Basidiomycota, Exobasidiomycetes, Ceraceosorales, Ceraceosoraceae. The record is from RefSeq and is a predicted model, not a curated record.